Pongo pygmaeus (Bornean orangutan) is the source of this 2618-nucleotide messenger RNA. RefSeq names its product small integral membrane protein 14 (gene SMIM14). Gene Ontology annotation, cellular component: endoplasmic reticulum. Lineage: Eukaryota; Metazoa; Chordata; Mammalia; Primates; Hominidae. Bases 277 to 576 code for a protein of 99 amino acids. The record is from RefSeq and is a predicted model, not a curated record. The transcript has 5 exons.
UCCAGGCACUGCAAUCUGUUGCGCCGCCGCCCGCGGGAGCCGGCAGAUCCGGGUCUUGUGGCUAAGAGUGACGUGGUCACUCGAAUCAAAACAGAGGAGGGGGAGGAAGCCGGCGGCCAGAAACGGCAGUGGCAGCAGCGUCCGGAGCAGCCGCAGCCUUCUGGAAGCUCCAGGCGGUCUUUCUGCCGAGCCUCGGUCCCGGCCCCCAUCCUCCCCGCCCCAUCGGUUGUUGUCUGGGCGGAUUUAAACAGUCAAGUAAAAUCAAGCUGGGUAAUCAUGGCAGAAGGUGGAUUUGAUCCCUGUGAAUGUGUUUGCUCUCAUGAACAUGCAAUGAGAAGACUGAUCAAUCUGUUACGGCAGUCCCAGUCCUACUGCACAGACACAGAAUGUCUUCAGGAAUUACCGGGACCCUCUGGUGAUAAUGGCAUCAGUGUUACAAUGAUCUUAGUGGCCUGGAUGGUUAUUGCAUUGAUCUUGUUCUUACUGAGACCUCCUAAUCUAAGAGGAUCCAACCUACCUGGAAAGCCAACCAGUCCUCAUAAUGGACAAGAUCCACCAGCUCCUCCUGUGGACUAACUUUGUGAUAUGGGAAGUGAAAAUAGUUAACACCUUGCACGACCAAACGAACGAAGAUGACCAGAGUACUCUUAACCCCAUUAGAACUGUUUUUCCUUUUGUAUCCGCAAUAUGGGAUGGUAUUGUUUUCAUGAGCUUCUAGAAAUUUCACUUGCAAGUUUAUUUUUGCUUCCUGUGUUACUGCCAUUCCUAUUUACAGUAUAUUUGAGUGAAUGAUUAUAUUUUUAAAAAGUUACAUGGGGCUUUUUUGGUUGUCCUAAACUUACAAACAUUCCACUCAUUCUGUUUGUAACUGUGAUUAUAAUUUUUGUGAUAAUUUCUGGCCUGAUUGAAGGAAAUUUGAGAGGUCUGCAUUUAUAUAUUUUAAAUAGAUUUGAUAGGUUUUUAAAUUGCUUUUUUUCAUAAGGUAUUUAUAAAGUUAUUUGGGGUUGUCUGGGAUUGUGUGAAAGAAAAUUAGAACCACGCUGUAUUUACAUUUACCUUGGUAGUUUAUUUGUGGAUGGCAGUUUUCUGUAGUUUUGGGGACUGUGGUAGCUCUUGGAUUGUUUUGCAAAUUACAGCUGAAAUCUGUGUCAUGGAUUAAUUUGGCUUAUGUGGCUAGAAUAGGAAGAGAGAAAAAAAUGAAAUGGUUGUUUACUAAUUUUAUACUCCCAUUAAAAAUCUCUAAUGUUAAGAAAACCUUAAAUAAACAUGAUUGAUCAAUAUGGCAGAUGAUUUACAGUCCAUUAUAUGACAUUUGUAAGCCACUCAACACUAGCCUUACAAGGUUCAUGAAAGGAGGAAAACAUUAAUUCUUUCUACCUUUGCUGGUACAAUCCACAUAGUAAUUUAAGCUAUAAUUUAUUUUUAAAAUGAGUGCCUCUUGGGAAGCUUCUUUUCUGUUCUAACACUUCCCUGUUAAAAUGAAAAUCUUAGGCCGGUGCGGUGGCUCACACCUGUAAUCCCAGCACUUUGGGAGGCCGAGGUGGGCAGAUCACUUGAGGUCAGGAGUUCGAGACCAGCCUGGCCAACAUGGUGAAACCCUGUCUCUACUAAAAAUACAGAAAAAUUAGCCAGGGUUGGUGCAUGUGCCUGUAAUCCCAGCUACUCAGGAGGCCAAAGCAGGAGAAUUGCUUGAACCCGGGAGGUGGAGGUUGCAGUGAACCAAGAUCGCACCACUGCACUCCAGCCUAAGCGACAGAGCGAGACUCCCUCUCAAAAAAACAAAAAAGAAAAGAAAAUCUUAAAGCUGUAUUAGGGCCUGUUAGGUUACUGACAUUUGAAUGCCUAUUUACUUAUUUUCUACAUUGAGUCUUUUGUUAUCCUCUGACCUAUAAAAAAUUUUAAUAAAUUACUGGUUUACUUCAAGGGAAAAGAAGGAAAAUGAGAAACAAACAUCUUUUUUUCACUCCUUAUCUCAUUCCUGUUUGGUGAUGGGAUGGAUUGGGAUAGGAAGGAAUGUUAAUAUGAGAGAAAUUUUCAAAUGUAUAAAAAAGUAAAAGGUUGUAUUGUUUUGCUCAGUUUGAAAUAAAGUGAAUACCAGUAGCACUUAAAAAUGUCUGCAUGGGCUGGGCACGGUGGCUCACGCCUGUAAUCCCAGCACUUUGGGAGGCCAAGGCAGGCAAAUCACCUGAGAGGUCAGGAGUUCGAGACCAGCCUGAUCAACAUGGUGAAACCUCGUCUCUACUAAAAAUGCAAAAAUUAGCCAGGCAUGGUGGUGUGUGCCUAUAAUCCCAGCUACUAGGGAGGCUGAGGCAGGAAAUCGCUUGAACCUGGGAGACGGAGGUUGCAGUAAGCUGAGAUCAUGCCACUGCACUCCAGUCAGGGCAACAGAGUGAGACUCUGUCUCAAAAUAAAUAAAUAAAUAAAUAAAAAUGUCUGCAUGACCCAUGUGGUUAUGAAGUUUUUUUCCUAGCAAAUGAUUGCAGAUUAUUUAUGGGGGCUAGAAGAUAUUUUGCUAUCAAUGUAAGGAUUUUUUUUCCCCUUAGGUCAGUCUAUUCAUUGUUUAGAUCUGGUAAAUUACUUGUAUGAAUUGAAUAAAUUCUCUGUAUCAUUGUACUGUU